Linum trigynum is the source of this 11776-nucleotide messenger RNA. NCBI's taxonomy places the organism in Eukaryota, Viridiplantae, Streptophyta, Magnoliopsida, Malpighiales, Linaceae. The record is from the annotation of a GenBank genome assembly.
AAAAGCAUACACCAAAACACAACAAAUUGUGAUGACCACAUCCACAAGCGUGCCUUUGUAGUAUUGCACACGCAUCAGUCGGUCAACGUGGGGGGAGAAGAUUGAGAGCAGUGAAUUGAAUUGAUCAGUUGUUUGGCAGAAGAGGCUACCCGGCCGCGUGUCUUAAUUUGGCUGCCAAAAUAUUGAAGGAACUGCGCUUGCUAGUUAUGAACAUUAAUCGAUCGAUCGAUCAUGACUGCUGCUUUGUAUUGUAGGCUGUAACUAGCAGGGUUAAUUAACUCUCUAGUCCUUCUGAAAUACGUCCGAUUGAUGGGUCUAACUUUGUCCGAUCACCACGCAGAUAGCUAGAAUAAUGCUGUGGAGAUGAAUCCGGCCAGUACUAACUAAUUACUCUUCAUCUAUAUUUAAUUAUUGUAUUCUUUUGUAAAGGGUUUUGGUGCCGUCGAUCGUCUCCAUCCAUGCACCGCUCCAAGUCUGUCGCCAUGUGAAACACACCGGCCGGCAGAGGGACCAGCAGCAAGAAUUAAACUCGAGUGGCCGGAUUUUUGCAUAGUUACAUAGGAUAUAAUGAGGCUCGUUUCGUUUGGUAAUGAGAUCUUCGUUUAGGUAAAUUGGUUUGUUGUGUCUGUGGGGUUGGGGGCGUUUGGCCCUCUCUCUCUCUCUCUAUCAUCAUCAUUAUUGGUUCAAAAUUUCAUUAAUGGAGUAGCUCAACAUUAAAUUGGGGAUCGGUGACGGUCUUUGGAAUUUUCUUAAUUAUUACAGUACAGAUGCCACCACCACAACCACAAACUUCUCUAUAAUCCACCUCCAUUUCCUGCCUUGUUUCUGUCUUUCUCAACCAUUUAUUGUAAUGGGGCCUAUCCUUUUUCUGUCUUCUUUUUUUGUUUGAAAAAAUGACAAGUAUUGUGCCCAACCACAUACUUAUAUCAACUUAGAUGGCUUUGUAACCUUAAAUAGUUAAAGUACAUACAACGUAACUACUAUCUGAGUUAACUAACUCAAGGUAAUAGUUGAAGUAUUUAGGGGUCGUUUGCUUCAAGGAUUUGGUACAUGGAUUUGGUACUAAAAAACCAACUAUCAAGGAUUAGGUACAAUCCGUUGUUUGCUUGCACAUUUUUUGGAGACCAAAUCCGUGGGGCCCACGGAUUUUAAUGGUCCAAAUCCGUGGACCCCACGGACUUAUAAAUCCCACAUGUUGAUGUGGGAUUUGGAAUAUGGCAUAAAUCCUUGAUGAGAUUUUACCCAUAUACCCUCAUGCACUUUUAAUAUUCCAAGGUUGCCCUCAAAUUUUAAUAUUAUACAUUAUAAUUAAAAAUAAAUGAAUAAUAUAAACGUUCAAUUAAUGUGCAAACAUGAGUUAGAUUUUUUAUAUAAUUUCUUGUGUUCUAGUUUUCUUUGACCUUUUCAUGGAACGUGUAAUUCUUUGUUCUCCCGAUUCUUAUAUAUGUUGUUAUAUGUCACUUUUGAAAAGGAGGACAAAGAAUUGGUAAUUGAUUAUGUUACGUUAAAAGUUAAAACGAAAUUUUCUCGUUUAUUAUUAUUGUCCAUGUGGCAACAUUAUGCUUAUUAGUAUGUAUUGUCCUUGUUUUGUGUACAUAUCAUAAACAUGUCAAACAUAUAGAAAAUGAUAGUAAGGUAAUUUUGAAGUUUUGUCCUUGUUUUGUGUACAUAUCAUAAACAUGUCAAACGUAUAGAAAAGGGCAGUAAUGUAAUUUUUGAAUUCAAGUAGUAAAUCCCACACCUUUAAAUUCAUGAUAAAAACAUCCCAACAAACAAAGGAUUGUUACAAAUCCAUGAUGCUUCAAAUCCUUGAUGAAUCCUUGGGUUUUUAAAUUACAAAACCCUCAUUUUUAAAUCCAUGAAACAAACGACCCCUUAAUUUUGACCCUACUAACAAAAGUGUGCAGAGGAGCUGGAUUUCUACCAUCAAACCAUAUCCAAGGUCGUCACAUGAUGACAUGGGAGUUUGAAUGAAGUGUUUGGCUAUAACUGAAUUAUUCAACAUAAUAACCCUCACAUUUUUUUUGAGUAAUCUUGAGUUUAGUUUUCGCACAAUUUUAACUAGUUAUGUAUAUGUGGAACCAUCUCACAGUUUAUAACAAAAGUUUUGUCAUUAGAUUUCUCCGACUAAACUAUAAUAAGAGUCGCAUAGCAUUUGAAAGUUUUCAAUAAGUUGCUUUAUUAUAAAUAAAUCAAUGUACAUAAUAAUCUUUCGGGUGUGCCUAUGGUGACUUGCAAAUCAUCGUGACUUGGAGAAAACAAUCGACCUGAAAGGAAUCACGGUCAUCAAUAUGUCCAUUCUAAUGGAAAAUUACGGUCACCAUUUACCUACAUUGGCCGACCGGGACUCACUAACAGAAAGAUCAUUCUAGCAAAGAGGUAAACCAUAUCAGCAAAGAGGUAGACCAUUCUGUCCAAAGAGGUCGGCCAUAUUAGUGAAGAGGUCUAUCGAUAUUCUGAGAAGCAAAUCAAAACAUCAAAUUAAACAGUGGAAAUAAUUAUAUGAACCAAGAGGUUGAUCGGCCACUCAAAGUAGAGAUCAACCAAUUGAGGAUACACACCUUGAACCAACGUUGUUGACCGUGUGCUCUAAAGAGGUCGAUCGGCCUAACACUGUGGUUGACAUGUCAACAUACAUGUACUACACAAUCACCUAUUUUCUUCUUCACCAAACUCUAAACCUAUAAGAAUAUGAUUAUUAGAGUGUUUGAAUGAUAAAUCUAGAACCUAGCUGUAUUCUUAUUUAUAGACGCUUGUGCUCAAAUUAGAUCGGAUUUAAUGGUAGGAAAGUUCAUUUUACUACGAAUAUCUUACUAGUGUUGGACUUGCAAAUCACCAUAACAAAGUCAUUUUCAAACAUAGAUAAGGUGUUCCAGCGAUCGACCGUUUGUUGAACAUAACAAAAUGAAAAAUAGUACAUAUGGACAUGGUCUACCAUUUUAAAAAAGAGGUCGACCAUUUUGUACAAAUCACCAUAGCAAAGUCGUAAUCUUCCUUAUCUCGGGUAAACUUGAUUCAUGUAAAUUUCCAACUUGCAGGAUGAUGGAACACCCUCUCAGCUUUAUUGGAAAAUUUUGUUUCCUGUUUAAAUUAGCUUAAGCUAUUUUUAAAAAAUAUCAAUCAAUAAAAUUCUUUGUGGGCCGAAGCGCUAACUUCAUUCUGCCCAUUAACGCUAAACUAAGUGAGUCCACUGGGCUCCCGCGAAUUACUAAAAUGCGCGAGCCCACAAUGUAAUACAGGGGCUUGGUGCACUUGCCGUCGUCUACAACUACUCGUCGCCCGCCGGAGCUCUCCGAGGUUUAAACCCUCUUGACCUAAAACACAAAACAGCUCCACCCGCCAUUUUCUCUUCCUGCAAAGUAGUUACCAGCCGUACGAAUGGGGAGGAAGAAGCCGCUGAAGAUAGCUCUGCCACCGGCGCUCCCACCGGAGGUACCGGACGAGGAUAUCGAAGUCUCCGACGAGGACUUGGAAUUCGUCAACGAGAAUGUUGAUUUCGCCGGGUUCCUCUCAACCUUGGACACCCAUACCAUCGACAAGCAUGUGAACCGCGUGGCCGACGCGAAGAAAGUCGGAGAAGACGCACUGGAGGCUGCCUACGAGAAGCGUCUGCAGAAGAACAAGAAGAAGAAGGAUACUGAGGAGGAAGAGAAGAGAGUCGAGGUCGAACGCGUUGAUGCGCUUCCGGUCAAGUCCUUGGACGGAAAGCUCUAUUAUAGAACUUUGUCUGAGAAGAAGGCUGAUGGUGGAGAGCUCGUGGAUGGAGCUGGCGAUGAUCAGAAGGAUAUUGGAUUGGUGAGGUUGACGAAGGCUGAAAAGAGGGCCAAGCUGAAGAAGAGUAAGAAAGAGGCCAAGAGGCUCGAUAAUGAAGCUGGAGGGGAGAAAGGAGAUGAAGCUCCACAGGCUGCUGUGCUGGCAUUGAUUCAGAAGGAUCUGUCAGCUGAAGAAAUCUUCGAAAGUAAAAAACAGAAACUCGCAGAGCUGGGGCUUGCAUUGCAGGCUGAUCCUGAGGCUAAUAUAAAGUCUUUGAAAGAAAUGAUUCAACUCUGCAAAGACCCUAAUCCGAUCAUUGUGAAACUUAGUUUGUUGUCGUUGCUGGCUGUUUACAAAAGUAUAAUACCUGGGUACCGGAUAAGGCUUCCCACUGAGAAGGAGCUUGAAAUGAAAGUUUCCAAGGACGUGAAGAAGAUGCGAUUCUAUGAGUCAACACUGUUGUCCACAUAUAAGGGAUAUCUGCAGCGGCUGGUGACACUUGAGCAGGACCCCAAAUUUCAGCAUGUUGCUGUUCGUUGUAUCUGUGCUUUGCUAGAUGCAGCUCCUCACUUCAACUUCUGGCAGAGCUUGUUGAGUGCUGUGGUAUCUAGUAUAAGUUCUAUGGAUGACGUUAUAAGAAAAGUUAGUUGUGAUACCAUCAAGUCACUUUUUAUGAAUGAGGGAAAGCAUGGGGGUGAAGCCACUAUAGAAGCUGUUCGGAUGAUUGCUGAUCGCGUUAAAGCACUGAACUGCCAAAUGCAUCCUGAUUCUAUUGAGGUAUUCAUGUCAUUGUCAUUCGACGAAGAUCUUGUGAAGCCUGAUAAAGUUGACGAGGACAAGAAGAAACCCAAGUACAAUAAGAAUAACAAAAGAAAAAACGCCGAGGACCCAACCCAGGUGCUACAAAAUGACAAGAAAAGAAGCAGAAAAGAAAUGGUGUCAAAGAUGAGAGAAGAGGUUGCUGCAGAUUUUAAGGCUGCAGCCUUCACACCAGAUUUUGCUGAGAAGAAGAAAAUGCAAUCAGAGACCCUCUCUGCUGUCUUUGAGACAUACUUCCGGGUCUUAAAACAUACAAUGCACUCAACUACAACCAGUUCUGAAGUGAAUGGAAAUUCUAUCAGUGCACAUGAUCCCCACCCGCUACUUUCUCCUUGCCUCAAUGGACUCGGAAAGUAUUCACAUCUUAUCGAUCUAGACUACAUCGGAGACCUCAUGAAUUAUCUGAAAAGGCUUGCUGGGGCCACCAAUGGGCUGAUUAUCUCUGAACGCCUUCGAUGUUGCAUAAUCGCAUUCCGGGUGAUGAGGAGCAACCUCGAUGCUUUGAACGUUGAUUUGCAAGGCUUCUUUGUGCAGCUUUAUAAUCUCUUACUCGAGUAUAGGCCUGGAAGGGAUCAUGGAGAGGUAUUAGCUGAAGCAUUCAAGAUCAUGCUGUGCGACGAUAGACAUCAUGACAUGCAGAAGGCUGCUGCAUUCGUCAAACGUUUGGCCACGUUCUCCCUAUGUUUUGGAUCAGCUGAGUCGAUGGCUGCUUUGGUGACUGUGAGGCAUCUACUUCUGAAGAACGUAAAGUGUCGUAACCUGUUGGAAAACGAUGCUGGAGGAGGAUCAGUCUCUGGAAUAGUAGCGAGGUAUCAGCCUGAUGCAACGGAUCCCAACUUAAGUGGUGCACUUGCUUCAGUGCUAUGGGAACUCAAUCUCCUCUCGAGACACUACCACCCAACAAUCUCCUCAAUUGCUUCGGGGAUUGCAAAUAUGAGCGCCGCUCCAGGCCAAGCAAUUCUCCGGAUCAAUUCUCCUCAACAAGCAUAUCGAGACCUAUCGCUGGAGAAGGAGGCGUUCGACCUGCAACAGGAUGUGGUGAAAUCCAGCAACAAGAGGAAGAAGUCCCUUCCCAACGGAGCUUCUGCCAGUACUAGUCUCGAGACUGACAUAGCUAUGUCGGAUUCAGUUGACGAAGAAGAGUUGAGUAGGAAAUUCUGUGAGCAUUUCCGGGUUCUUGAAGAGAUGAAGGAGAAUGAGAGAGCGAGGGAGGAGUUGGCUCGGACUAAGGUGGCCCUACAAGUGUAUGAAGAGUAUAAGCAGCGGCGCAAGAACAAAAGUAAGAAACAGCUAAAAACAGUAGUGGCACAGUAAACUCGGUGGGCGUGGGCGAUGUCAUCGUCGAUGAAUGAUCCCUUGUGGAUUGUGGACAAGUUUUGUUUCCCAUGAAUUAUGGUUUUGUUGUACAAGUAAACUGUAAACAUGGUAAAGCAUGUUUGCGACAAAGAUCACAAAGCCGGCGGGCAAAUCCGAGAUUGACAUUAUCAUUAGUAAUGUUAUCGGCCGAACAAAAGAUGGUAUAGACUAAAUAGUUAUGAUUUAUGAUGUGAUAGAGAUGGAGGAUGGUAUAUAGCAGUAGUAGACCUGCUGUGCUGCAUAUGAAUCAUGUGAGGAGGGAGGGAAAGACAGGAAUGAAUGAGUGGGAAGGGAAUAUAUAAGAGGAAUGCAUAUGCAUGUGGCCUUUGAGCUGAAACAUGGGAAUGCUCGAAGCCCCUAACCAGCAGAUUGGAGAAUUUUCUUUUCUUCCUCCCAUAAAAAACUAAUUAAAAAACCCCAGAAGAUAAAAACAAAUCAAAAGAGAAAAAAGCCAGUGAGGUGUUGGCUGUAGAAUAUCCUUCCUAACUAAGAUUAAGCAGAGAGAGAGAAGGGAAUGUUGAUUGAUUAACUAGCUUCCUUCAUCAUAUGAUCCUUAAUUAAUGAGGGUUCUCUCCUCUCCUCUCCUCUUUGAAUGCUGGUGGGUGCUGGCUUAGCCAUGCAUGUGAUGCGAGAGGAUAUAUCUUCUUCCAAGCUUUUACUUCACAUGCAUGUUAAUCUUAGUGGAUUGGAUUGGGCCCAAUAAUGACCAUCAAACAACUAAUACUCUACAGAACUUGGCAGCAUAUAUAGUUUUAAGGAUGGUUCCUUAAUUAGCUUCCUGGUGAACUUGAUCCAGCCUCUACCUGACAGAUUGGCUGACCGACUGACUUUCAAGGUCAACCUCCACCGUCGACGAUUCUGCUGCUACUGCCUCCACGAGAGAGAGAGGGUUAGUUGGGGAUGGUGAGAUUUGAUCGUUGGGGUUUGUUAACGUGGGAAUCAACUCAACGUGAUGAGCACAACCUCGGCUUUAACUCGAUCGUAUCCCAAAUGCUUAGUUAUACCAUGUGAUGUGGCCUCGUACUACUUGUGCCGCAAAUCGUGGGGAAAUCAGUGGAAACACACAAACUCACCCAUUCUCAUGCUUGCUCUUUUCCUUGUCUUGUCUCCCCAUUUUUCACUUUUUACCCUUUUAAGGCCAUCGACAAGAGAGAAAUGAAUCCAGUUUAUUUAUUUAUGGGCUUGCGUACUUGUGUAUAUCUACGUACUAACCUACACGUACGCCCAUCUUUGUUUCUACCGAGUGAGGAAAAAGGACUAGUGCACACGCCAUGGUCGACUUCCCACUCAAUAUUUCAGUUGGACUUAGGAUGUGUGGUGUGGGUUUCGAUUCAAUUAUAUUAUGUUUUUUUUUUUAAAUUGAAGUGAUGUGUUUGUUUUUAGUUAGGUCUUAUUUUAUUGGAACAAACCCUUUGUUCACUAUCACAUUUAUUUAUUUCAAAAGCUCAUAUUUUUAUUGGUAAAAACAAUGCGUUAUGUGAAAAUUUUUCAUACUUAAUCAUAUUUGUAGGACGUGAAAAUUUCACACCACCACCUUAUUUCAUUUGGAAAUUGUAUUGUGACCCGGUCCGUUAGAGAAUAAUAUAAGAUGUAGUAUAACCUUCUCUCAUCAACUCGAAUUAUUGGUACCAAUCAGUUUAUGACAUGACAUCAGAGCUAGUUUGGCCAAGUGGUUGAUAGCCUACCAUCUUACCAUUUUGUCAAUGUUUGUAUUAAAAUACGAUUCAUAUAUUAUAAAGUGAAUCAAAUAUUAAAAAGACUACAACCCGCCUUAAAUUACACAUAGCUGAACAAUUACUGAAUUACCUAUUGAUCAACCUCUAAUAUGAAUUUAUCAAUUAUUUAUCAUAUUCCCAUGGCGAGUAGAUUCUCAUCCUUAAUUUUUUAUUUUUUUUUUAUGAUUACGCUAUAUAGAUAGAUAGUUGCCUUUUAUUUUCUUAAUGUGGUAGCAUUGUUUUACGGGAGGUGUAGUGAUAGGCAAACAUUUCAUCUUCACUUCACUAUUUUCCACGCGUCCACCUACAUCCGAUAUGUGCAAGUCAAACCCUAGUAUUAAUUAGUAUAUUGGAAGAAACGUACGAUCGAGAUUCCAGAACCCCCACUUUACUUGGUAAAUACAUUAACGUACAGUUUGAUUAAUUAACUAAUAUAAUCUAAGUAAUUCAUAUACAAAUUAUAUUGUACAUAUUGACCAGUGUCCCAAAUAAUGUUGGACUUCCCUUAUUUUGCAUCCAUAUUAAUCCCCUGAAACCGCAUAUCCUUUUAGUUUAUGCUUUAUAUUUGUUGCGAUAUUGGACAAUCUCAUAGUAUACUAAUUAGUAUGUUAGUUGAUUUUCAUCGUCCUCUAAUCACAAGGUUAGAGUCCUCCAAUAACAAAGACGGUAGCUAGAGGUUUAAUUCGGUCUUAUAAGAACUGAACUAACUCUAUUAUCAAUCAUUUAUAUGAUACAUCCGUGACAUUAUGAAUUAACCAAAGAGAUUUCAACUAUAUAUAAGAAUUCUUAGUAAAACACUUACAUUAGAAGUCAGAAGCAUAUUGCAAUAGUCUGUGUUACACAUUGAAUAAUACAACUACGUACUACCCUUUAUCAAAAAAUUAUCGUUCCUAUUAAUUAUCAUGAUAUUGAAAAAUGAACAUUACAUAAAAUUAUUAAAUACCCAAAUACCAAUCAACAUUCUCCGUCUUCCUCUUUUCCGUUUCUUAAGGAUCAAGAUAUAGAAAUCCAACCCAUGAAAAUUCCCUAAUACCAAUUAUUUCAAAAUUCGAUCUUCAAAUGUAGGAGACGUGUUAACUAAAGAACCCAUUGAAAUUAUUGAUUUUAGAAGGAAAGAAAAACAUUAUCGUAUCAUAUUUUACACUUGAAUGCCAAAUCAUAUAGUUACCAAUAAUUGAAUCUUAUAACUAGAAAAUCAUAAGCAAUAAUAAUAAGACAGUGUGUAUAUCUCUGUCACAGUGUGAAACUAUGACUGGCCAUGUAUAUGAUCACAUAUUCAUAUUAUCAAGUCUUGCGUCAACACAUUGUGUUAGGAAUUAUAUUGAUCGUAUUGAAUUUCCAACCCAAUUUCUUGACUAUACCUACAAUUUGCCUUAUUAUUGUAAUAACCUUGGAAUAAUUAACAUAACUAAUGAUUGAUACUCUAAUAUACUUAAUUGCCUUCAAUUAAUUGAAUAAAUCUGUGGGUUAGCUAGCUCGUUAUCAUGUGUUCACAUAGGCUAAGCUUAGCUAGCUAGUUUCGCAGAUCUAAUCAUUUAGGGUGUCAUGUGACACCACAUUUAUUUAUAUGUAUAUUCUAUAUGUAUUUUUCUGUGGAAAUUUCUGUGCUGAUUCUAGGCACACUUGAUGGAGCCUUUUUCUUUAUUGUCUAGUGUUCGUUUUCUAAUACAAUUACGAGAGUAACUGAAAAACUAAUUGAAAUUCAAUCUUCAUUUUCAAAUAAACAGAACCUACCAUGAUCAUAACGAUACAUCAAUCACUUGAAUAAUUAGAUUGCAAUUAAGAAGGAAAGGAAAGAAGAGAAAUCGAAUCAUUCAAUAUUCAAAAUGUGCGCAGUUAAAAAAAAAGAUAUAUAUAUAUAUAUAUAUAAACCUAACUAUUGUUUAAUCAUAAACAUGUAACCCAUCAGAAAAAGGACAAAGGAGGAACGAUCGAUAUACGAGUUACUAGGUUCAACCACUAAUGAUUUUGCAUCCACAAAAGCGAUAGUUUCCUACAGUUAGUGGCUACAGUACUACUCCAUUACACGCAUAUACAUAUAGUUCCCUUAAAUCGAUCGAGAAUCACAUACCCAAACCCAACUAACACAAAAUUGGCGGACUAGGGUAGUAAAUGAGCCCUUACUCUUAGCACAGUUGGGCUACUAGCACACACAACUACAGGCUAUACAAUUGUGGAUAAAUAUCCAUCAAUAUAUACAACCAUGUUUAGUAUAAAUAACACAUCCUUUGAUUCCUUAUAAUACAUAAUCUCAAAUCACUGAUAUGGGAAACUAAAAAAAAAAAACAAUGGAUGAUGAUUGUGGAAGUGUACGUGUCAGAUGGAUUUGAUUAAUGAGACCGUCCAUACACAUACAUUAUUAUUGUGGGUAGGUCCAUUUAUAUAUAAUCUUAAUUAGUUGGGAUUAUCGGGUUGAUUAUCCUAUCUAUCAAGCUAGCCCGUGUAUUAGCCAGAAACGUCAGUUCAGGCACAUCAAGUUGUGGUUGCCACUUAGCUAAUUAUGCAGCUUGAUGAUGAGUCAUUAACGUCACUUCAACUCAAAGCAAUCAUGCCUGGUAGUAUGUACAUAUAUACGAGCUUAAUAUACAAAAACAAUAGGAUACAAUCACUGUAUUAACUACCUUAAUCUUCAUAGGAUAUGAAAAAAUGUCCCAAAUGCACGUAUUGAUCAAUUUUUCAAUCUUUAUAUUAAGACGAAUCGGUUGGUUGUUUCACAUAUAUAUGAUAUACACUCUUUUACCGAAGAAAAAUUGUAACUUCGAAUACUCAUCAUAUAUAAACUCGAAUACAUCAACACUUAGUCACCAGGAAUCAUAUGUAGUGGAAACUUUACAAACUUCAAAGCUAGUGACUGACCUUCUAAGCCACGAAUCAUAUGUAUUGAAAUGUUGCCACGUUAAAUCUACCGACACAAAUUUCAAUCAAACAAAUUAAUUACUAAUUACCGAAACAGACAAGAGGGUAAAACUCAAACUUAAACCAUAAGAUUAAACUAAGCCAAAUAGAAGGGAGUACAUACAGUACAGAGCUAGAGAGGGGCUCGAUGAACCUGAAUCUUACCUAACAUGUGAGAUUAGGUGAGAGUACUUAAGCAUGAUGAACUGGUCAGAUUCAUGACUCUUUAUAAUUAGUCUUGAUGAUGAUUACUACUACUAAUAAUAAUAUGAUUCGAUUGUCAUGUCAACAGUAUUGUUUCUAGGUGAAGUGUGUGAAGAAUUGAUCCAUUAAUUGAUUACUACUACUUCUACAUAAAUAAAUAAAUAAAAUGUAACAUUCACAUAUGUGGUCACCAAUCAAUGAGCAAUGACCAUGUUUAUGAACUAGAACCAGUCUACCAACAGCACGUCAUGUAUGAAUUGAACUUUGAGAAUAGUGUUUAAGCCGUCCUUGGUCGUUAAAAUUACACAUUAAAUUCAUAUAUGUCACAAUUUUUUUUUUCAUUCUAAUUCAUUAAACUCGUCCUAGCUAGGACGAAAUCCAUCCUUGCUCCUAUUUAAUCAAGUGAGGAGGAGAAAAAUGCAAAGAAAUUAGGCUUACUUACACUACAUCCACAGGUAUAGCUAGAAGUUAAUUUCAGUACUAUUCUCUUACAAAUGACUUGUGGUUCGAUUUAAUAAUAAUAUACUCAAUAAUUAAUUAACCCCAAAGCUUCCAUUAGCUUCCGGAGGUCACUGUUUUACAUGUGAGGGGGUCGUUGUAAUUUUCUUAAUUUUGGCCUUUUACUUCUUCUAAGGAAAAUUCGUAUUUACAUAUAUAAAAAUAAAAAUAUUAAUUAAACUGUCUUCUUCUUUGUCGUUUGGAGGCAUUCGGGGUCAGUGUAGUGCUAAUAAGACGGCUUCUCUUGUAUUGUUUUAUUUGUAAAAGAACGUAAAAAUAAUACUCUUCCUUAACAUUACCACCUCGAUUGUGCAUUUUUUUUUUAUUACCUUGACUUAAGGAACAUAGGAACCACAGAUGCCGGUUUUCUACGAGGAGGUGAGUUUUGAAUUAUUAUUUUAAAAUGAACAUACAUAACCAUAUUUUAUUAAUCAGUUACCCCAAGAGAAUAUAUUUAGGGUCAUUGUUAGACGGUUAAACAUUUUGUAGCAGGGAAAACCGGCAUCUGUGGUAUUGAUUAAAUCAUGUAAUUUUAU